CCCUCCGUCCGGGACAUGCGCGCGGCUGCCCUCGAGCCCCAGGCGGCGGCGGAGGAGUGCGGCUGCUUGCCUUGGGGGCCCUCGCGCCCUCCCGCCGCCUCCCGCUUCUCGCGCUUCCCGCUUCUCCCGCGCAUCGGCAGCGCCACCGCCGCCCAACCCCUUCCACCGCCGCCGCCGCCGCCGGAGCCAGCCAUGGCGCUCGCCUUUGGGGCCAUCCAGCCGGGUGCCUAUCUGGAGAUCAAGCGGAGCGACGGGCGCAUCCACCCGGCGCUGGUGACGGCGCUGCACGAGGAGAGCGGCUGCGUGACGGUGGAGUGGAUCGAGCGCGGCACCAACAAGGGGAAGAAGGUGGAGUUGGCGCUGGCCUUCGCGCUCAACCCGCACCUGGCCCCGACGGCGGGGAGGUUCAGCCCCGAGCAAGGCGACCGCUCCGGCCUCACGCCCCGCUUCGGGCUCAGCCCCGUGCCCCAGGAGAAGCAGCCCGGUGGGGAUGCCGCCGAGAGAGAGCAGCAGCUGCCCUUGCUGCGAAGGCCGCCGUCGGCGGGCGCGGCCGGCAGGCUCAGCCCCAGCCCCAGCCUGGCCCGCAAGUCGCCCUGCGUCCUGGAGGUGGAGCGCCUGCGCGAGAGGCGGGAGAAGAGGCACCAGGAGGUGCUGGAGAGGCGCGCCCGGCGAGGGGCCCGCGACGCCCACCCGCACGCCGACCUCAUCGACAUGAUCGCCCAGUACCGCGCCACCUUGCAAGGCGAGGGCGGGACCGAGGCCCUCCUGGCCCGCAGCGGCGCCCUGGAGCCCAGCCGCUCCCUGGUCUCGACCUCCGGCAGCAGCACCCGCCGCAUCUGCGUCUGCGUGCGCAAGAGGCCGCUCAGCCAGCGCGAGGCCGAGCUCAAGGACAUCGACGUGGUCAGCAUCCCCUGCCCUAACGUGGUCAUGGUCCACGAGGCCAAGCAGAAGCUGGACCUGACCCGCUACCUGGAGAACCAGGCCUUCCGCUUCGACCACGCCUUCGACGACUGUGCCACCAAUGAGAGCGUCUAUAGGCACACGGCUCAGCCCUUGGUGGAGAUCGUCUUCCAAGGCGGCAUGGCCACCUGCUUCGCUUACGGCCAGACUGGCAGCGGCAAGACCCACACCAUGGGCGGCGACUUCUGCAGCAAGCGGCAGGACUCUUCCACUGGCAUCUACGCCAUGGCGGCCCGGGAUGUCUUCCGCCUGCUGCAGGAGCCUGCCUACAAAGCCCUCGGCCUCCAAAUCUUUGGGGCUUUCUUUGAGAUCUACUGGGGCAAAGUCUACGACUUGCUCAAUUGGAAGACCCGUCUGAGGGUGCUGGAAGACAGCCACCAGCAGGUUCAGGUAGUGGGGCUGUUGGAGCAGGAGGUCCUCUGCAUGGAGGAUGUCAUGAAGUUGAUCGAAGUGGGCAAUCGGUGCCGGACGUCGGGACAGACCUCAGCGAACUCCCACUCCUCACGCAGCCACGCCGUCUUCCAGAUCAUCCUCAAGCGGAGAGGGAGGCUCCAUGGCAAGUUUUCCUUGAUCGAUUUGGCUGGCAAUGAGCGAGGGGCGGAUACCUCCUCCGCAGACCGGCAGACCAGGCUGGAGGGAGCAGAGAUCAACAAGAGCCUCCUGGCGCUCAAAGAAUGCAUCCGAGCCUUGGGACGCAACAAAGGCCACACGCCCUUCCGCGCCAGUAAGCUCACCCAAGUGCUGAGGGACUCCUUCAUCGGAGAGAACUCCUGCACUUGUAUGAUCGCCACCAUUUCUCCGGGGAUGAGGUCCUGUGAGCACACCCUCAACACCCUCAGGUAUGCCAACCGAGUGAAAGAACUCUCUGUGGACCCCAAUGCCUUCAGACAAUUUCACCCCAUCUUGCCUCGGCCCAUCAUCCAGUUAGAAGACUUGACAAGACCAUGGACCAUCCAGAGUUUGCCAGAAACAGAUGAGUUCAAGGUGUUUUGUGUACAGAAAGAAGACCAAAUCUCCCCGCCGGCACCAUCGUUUAUCACCAGCGGUAAGGGUCAGAAGAAGAGGAAAGAAAUGGACGAGAGAGCUCUGGUGGAAGAGCACCAGGAGUCUCUCAGGUGGUUGAAAACUUUCUUCCAAAUGACAGAAGAUGCGGACUAUGACAUGGAGUUUUAUGCUGCCCAGUUUGAAACAGUCCUGGCCCAAAAGAUUGCCAUCCUGUCGGACAUCCAGGACAAAGUGAAAUCUUUUCGUACCAGCCUCUCCAAGGACGAGUUGGGGGCCAAUAGGCACAUAAUCCUAAAGAGGUCCCGCAUGCUGUGAAUUGCAAGGAUGGGAGGAUCCCAUUCAAUUUUUACUGUCAAUCUAUGUCAGUUUUAGGAGGCUGUGCAUCUUCCCAUAAUGUUACAGCUUUAAAAAGUAUCUAAGAUCCUA
Messenger RNA from Anolis carolinensis (green anole), 2391 nucleotides. RefSeq names its product kinesin-like protein KIF2A. The transcript has a single exon. Gene Ontology annotation, molecular function: ATP binding; microtubule binding; microtubule motor activity. NCBI's taxonomy places the organism in Eukaryota, Metazoa, Chordata, Lepidosauria, Squamata, Anolidae. The record is from RefSeq and is a predicted model, not a curated record. The coding region runs from base 16 to 2280 and encodes 754 amino acids. Gene Ontology annotation, biological process: microtubule-based movement.